AUGCGUGCUGUCUGCUGUUCGGUGAUCCGCCGCGUUGGCGCAGCUGCCGGCGCGCAUAGCUGCCACUACGCAGCAUCGCAGAGGCGCUACUUCGCGCCCACGUGCGCAUUACUUGGCUCCUGCAUCCCGUACAAGCUGACCGACAUCGGUGAGGGGAUAACAGAGGUGCAGGUGCUGAGCGUUCGUGUAAAGGCCGGCGACAGCAUCAAUGAGUUCGAUCCCAUCUGUGAGGUGCAAAGCGAUAAGGCCACAGUCGACAUCACGUCCCGCUACAAGGGCGUUGUGAAGGCGGUGUACCUGCAGCCUGGUACAACCGCGAAGGUGGGCUCGAUCAUGCUUGACAUCGUGCCAGAGGACACUGGCGACGCGCCAGUGGCGGCCUCGCAGUCCCGCAGUGCGGCAUCACCUUCGCCAGCGGCGCCUUCAGCUCCACCGGCACGUUCCUCUGAGUCGAAGCCGUCAUCGAACCCCUCGUCGGGUAAGGCGCUUGCGACGCCGGCCACGCGGUACAUGGCGCGGGAGCACCUGCUGGACCUCGCGCGUGUGCCGGCCACCGGCAAGGGCGGGCGCGUAACAAAGGGCGACGUGCUCCAAUUCAUCGCAGCGGGUGCAUCUACAGCAGCGGCGCCAUCGCCCCCAUCUAUGGCGCCGGCCGGCACUAGUGCCGUACCUGGCGCCGUCGUGCUUGGACUUCCAACGGAGCCGGGCGACACCAUCCUGCCCAUCAUCGGCGUGCGCCGCGGCAUGGUCAAGGCAAUGACCCAGGCUGCGUCUAUUCCCACCUUCACCUUCAGCGAGGAGUACGAACUCACCAGACUCAUGGCGGCGCGCGAGUCGCUGAAGGAUGCGGUGAAGGAGCGCAGUAAAGGUAAGGCAAAGUUGUCCUUCAUGCCUUUCUUUCUCAAGGCAGCGUCCAUCGCACUGCAGCAACACCCCGACAUCAACGCUCACUGCCCGGCGGACUGCUCGGCGCUGGUGCGCAAGGCGGCACACAACAUCGGCUUCGCCAUGGACACGCCGAACGGGCUCAUCGUGCCGGUCGUGCUGCACGUGGAGCGCAAGUCAAUCCUCGACAUCGCCAUCGACAUGCAAACCCUCAUCGAGCGCGGCAAGAACAACAAACUGACGACUCAGGACAUGGCGGGCGGCACCUUCACGCUGAGCAACAUCGGCCCGAUCGGAGCAACGGUAACAGCGCCGGUGCUGCUCCCGCCUCAGGUCGCUAUUGGGGCCAUUGGCCGCCUGCAGAAGCUUCCGCGCUUCGACGCGAACGGCAACCUGUACGCUGCGAAUGUCGUCUGCUUUUCCUUCACCGCUGAUCAUCGUGUGAUUGACGGCGCGAGCAUGGUGCGAUUUGCGAAGACGCACAAGUGGCUGUUGGAGAAUCCCGAGAAUAUGCUCGUUGAUCUGAGGUAA
Molecule: messenger RNA, 1416 nt
Organism: Leishmania braziliensis MHOM/BR/75/M2904
Lineage: Eukaryota; Euglenozoa; Kinetoplastea; Trypanosomatida; Trypanosomatidae
Product: putative dihydrolipoamide branched chain transacylase
Exons: 1
Coding region: 1-1416 (471 amino acids)
Cellular component (GO): mitochondrion; cytoplasm
Molecular function (GO): lipoic acid binding; acetyltransferase activity
Source: RefSeq, a predicted model, not a curated record